GCUCUGUUCCUGAGAGGGAAAUCACGACGGUAUUUUGGGGGGUGCACUCAUUAAAUGCUGCAUAAUCUCGUGGACAGUGGAGCAGCUGCAGGAGUUGCUGUGAUUUUUUUUCCCAGAAAGUUUUCUUUUUUUUGUAUUUGUUUUCAUUUUCAUUUAAUCACAUUUUCUUUGGGGGUCUCUUGAGGAGAGCAGAGAGGCUGAGAGUUUCCAAUGGGAUGCUGCUGCUGCUGCUGCUGCUGAUGAUGAUGUGAAUGGGCUGAUCCAUUGAUCCAUUGAUCUUAGAUUGUUGUGGCUGUUACAGAGGGCGCACAGUCCUGCAGAGAAGUUACAAACGGUCCCGGGUUAAGUUUUUGUUCUUUAACUGACACAAGUGUGAAGGAAGUAUGUGCAUGGUGUGAAACCCCUGCACUAGUUCUUUCUUCUUCGUCGUCUUGAUUUCAUCCGUCAGCUGCAUCGUGCGCAUCGGUGCGCCUUCAGUGACCCACGCGCGUCCCGUCUCCUCUGUGUCGCGUCAUGUGGAUUACAAUUGUUUUGGCGUGUGCUGUGGCAGCGGCGCGUCCCGGCGGCAGCUGGGGAUGUGAGCUGGCCCACGACUGGAGACCCCAGACAGAAGCGUGCCGUGCUGAGCUGGCCGAGAUUAUAGUCUUUGCCAAGGUGUUGGCGCUGCACAAGGAGUCGUACAGUGUGUACAACUACCUGCCGUGGCAGCACGACACCGACCUGCUCUACUCAGCCGAGAUAGAGCUGCUGUGCGACCAGGCGUGGGGCAGCAUGCUGGAGGUCCCCGCCGGCUCCAGGUUUAAUGUCACUGGCCUGGGAUACUUCCCCUGCUUCACCUACAGUGUCACCAAAAACAAUAACUACUACUUCUUCCUGAGGAUGGAUGAGAACUACAAUAUUGUCCCUCAUGGAGUGAACUUCCAGGACCCCAUCUUCCCUGACACUGCAGACAACCAUCGUGCAUUUUCCAGCCUCUUCCAGUUUUCCAACUGCACGCCCGGCACUCAGGUCCACAGCUUCACCCCGGAGUGGGAGGCUCAGGAGGACAGCAGGUUACUGUGCUCCACAGUGCAGAAGGCUCUGUUUGAGGAGGAAGAGAUGGUGAGGACUCUCUCACAGAAGGUGCGCACCUUGGAGAAAGCCAACGGCCACUUGCGGGAAAAGGUGAAGACCAUGAAACGUCUGCUGCGUCAGGCCCAAAGAGAAACCACGAAGGAACAGCAGACCCUCAACCAUAAACAAAUCUACGAGUCAAAGACACCCCAGACUCACCCGGAUCAGGACACCACCCAGGACCAGAAGAACCCGUCCCUGAAAAAGGUUGUCACCAAGAAACUAAAAAAUUAGACAUUGAAUUUCUUUCAUUGUAUGUAAAACACUUUUUGCUCCCAAUGAGGCAUCAGCGACAAACAGACUGACAAGAUAUUUGGGUAAAAAACUGGGGGCGGUGAUAACAACAACAAGUAGCUGAUUAGUUUAAACCAACAUUAGAUUCUUAUCAUUAACCUAUUUAAUAUGUUAACUUCAUUUCCUGGUGAAACUGACUGGUGCCAUUACAAAUAUCAGCUACAAAGAUGAUUUGUUUUUCCUGAAGUGAACUGUUAUCUUCUCACAUGCAGUAGCUCAACUGGAUAGUUUUGAAUAGUCGUAAUUCUUUCUUUCAAUAGUUGUGAUUUUUUUUCUGUGCUGGACACAUUACACAUUCUCUAAAUGUUAUAGUAAAUCCAUUUCUUUUGUCAGAAAUAUGUUCAAUAAAAUGCUCCAAAUAAUUUUUUAGAGAAUUUCUUUUCUAAUCUUCUAAUCUUGACAAGCACAGGACCAUGUACGUGUGCUUGGACAAUAUGAAAUUCUCAUAUCAGGAUUAUUUUAAGCAAAAAAUAAUUGCGACGGACAAUUUCUAAACUUCUUAAAUGGUCCUUUAACACACUGAAAUCACUUUAAUGUAGUAUAUUUUGGUAAGAGACAACUAUGUUUUCUUGCAUUGCAGAUCCAAAGACAUGCCACAGUGAAUCCACUUUAUUUUAGCAGGAUACAAUCACAUUAGAAGAUAGAGGGAGAUGGUGUCAAUAACAUAAAUACCAUAUUGGGCUGUGGCCACAUUAAUGAACACAUUAAUGUAAUCAGUGCAGUUAGCUCCACUCUGCUGUCAAAGAAAAUUAAAUGGCUGUUAGGUGGCUAUAAAUAGCUAGCGUACGGCUAAUUCUCACAGUGGGCUACAUUUAUCAAGCUAAUGCUAACAGCUUGCUAAAGUUAGCAGCUAACAGCUCAUACUAACAGCAGGGUACAGUUAGCCAGCUUGGUUAAAGGUAGCUUUAUUUAAUGGUGACCAGAACACUAUUUAGACAGAGGUAACUACCUUCGUCUGGUUUUCAUUAAUUAGUUUAAAUUAAUCAUACCUUGACAAACUUUUGCAAAGGAUACGUUUUUUUUGUUUCCAGAGCGUUUUUUUUCAACUUCUGCAACAUCCGUGUCCAUUCAUAUACUAAGUUGUACUGAAGGACAAUGUCAUUUUUGUGCUUGAAAACAUGGUGCUGAGCACCUACUGAACCCAGUCAGUCAGCCUGGCGUGGUACCAGGCUGGUUUUUUCUUUCUUUCUUUCGGUGUCAGAAAUAAGAGUUUGCCUCUUGAAGACUUUCUGCAUUUGCUUGUUUUUUUAUUCGUUAUUUUUGCUUUCUCUUAACUAUAAACAUCUGGUUUGCUUUGCCAGCAGCAUAAUCAUUUGUGUAACAGUUAUGGAAGUUUUUGUUUUUGUUUUUGUUUUUACAUUCUGUAUAUAUUAAUAAAUGAUAUUUUAGAAAACGUU
Molecule: messenger RNA, 2804 nt
Organism: Solea solea (common sole)
Lineage: Eukaryota; Metazoa; Chordata; Actinopteri; Pleuronectiformes; Soleidae
Gene: ccdc3b
Product: coiled-coil domain containing 3b
Exons: 3
Coding region: 514-1347 (277 amino acids)
Biological process (GO): negative regulation of gene expression
Cellular component (GO): extracellular region
Source: RefSeq, a predicted model, not a curated record